Callithrix jacchus (white-tufted-ear marmoset) is the source of this 3462-nucleotide messenger RNA. The record is from RefSeq and is a predicted model, not a curated record. Lineage: Eukaryota; Metazoa; Chordata; Mammalia; Primates; Cebidae.
AUCUGGUAGUAUCUCACUGACCUGAUUUCCUUUGGCUUACAGACUCCCUAAAACAGCAGCUACUUUUCAUGUUUUUGUUGAGCACCUACUGUUUGCUAAGCACUGCCACUGGGUGCUUUUUACAGAUGUUCUUUUCAUUAUAAUCUUCUUACAGGAGAUGGAUGUUGCUAUUUUUGUCUCUAUAACUCCUGAUAGGCUGGGCAUGGUGGCUCACACCUAUAAUCCCAGCACUUUGGGAGGCUGAGGUGGGUGGAUCACCUGAGGUUGGGAGUUUGAGACCAGCAUGACCAACAUGGAGAAACCCUGAUCUCUACUAAAAAUACAAAUUAGCUGAGUGAGUUGGCACAUACCUGUAACCCCAACUACUUGUGAGGCUGAGAAUUGAUUGAACCUGGGAGGCAGAGGUUGCGGUGAGCCAAGACCUCGCCAUUGCACUCCAGCCUAGGCAACAAGAGUGAAACUCUGUCUCAAAAAUAAUAAAAAAUAAAAAAAAAAGUCCUGAUACACUGUGCUUUAGAUGAUGUUUUUAUUUUAUAGAGUGGUUUAAGAAUAAUUUUACCUUUUUCAUUGACAAAAAGAUGACACACUAUCCUUAGGGAAUAUGACUCAAUUGGUAGUUUGAGUCUAGGCCAUAAGCCUUCUUAGGUAAUGGAAUUGAGAUCAUUUCUCACUCUCCUGCCUUCAACCAGAGAGCAGAAGGCCCAAUGAUUUCUGUCAAAAGAGCUACUCAGUUUAUAAAAAUAUGCCAGUAAAUCCUCUUUCUAAUCCAGAGUUUAUGCAAGAGCAAAACUGUUUGUGCCUGCAGUUUUUCCAGCGGUUAGGGUGCAGUUAGGUCUCAUGUUGUAUGAGCUGGGGUGGGUUUAACUUUCAAGUCCACCUCAGUGAUUUUUUUUUUUUUUUGGUCCACUUAGGGAUUAUUGACCAAUUUAUUUGUUUGGAAAUGAGAAACUUCCAUUUGCAAUAAUCAUCAAUAUUCUGUUGGGUCAGAGAGUGGAAUAGUGGAAAGGAGAAAUUCCCUAUUUCUUCGUCCUCUCAGAUUCCUGCCUUUCACUCCAUCUCUGUCAAGGUUCCUAAAUGGUGUGGUUAAAAUGGAUCAGCAGCUGGGGAAUAACAACCCUAAAACUGUAGCAAGAUCUUAGAGAAAGUGAUCCCAAAGAAAUAUCUUUAAGAGUGAUUAUAGAGCCAGGCACGGUGACCCAUGACUGUAAUCCCAGUACUAUGGGAGGCCGAGGCAGAUGGAUCACCUGAGGUCAGGAGUUCGAGACCAGCCAGACCAGUAUGGAGAAACCCCUACUAGAAAUACAAAAUUAGCCAGGCAUGGUGAUAUAUGCCUCUAAUCCCAGCUACUCAGGAGGCUGAGGAAGGAGAAUUGCUUGAACCUUGGAAGUGGAAGUUCCGGUAAGCCGAGAUCACACCGUUGCACUCCAGCCUGGGCAACAAGAGUGAAACUCCACCUAAAAAAAAAAAAAGUGAUUUUAACAGUGUUCCUAGAUGAAUAAAGAGAAUAUUAAAGAAAAAUUAUUCAAAGACACUUGCACUUGCUAAAGCACAGUAAAGGCAGCCUUUAUUCAAGACCCUCCUAAUAGGUUCAAGGACCAUCGCAACAAGAUCUUGCAGUGGGGAAGAGAGAUUGGACUCAACUCUGAAUACAGCAUGGGCAAGUGGGAAUUUAUAGCCAUGGAGCAGGAUGGAGGUCCGUGGAUGGAAAAUUACUAAGAGGAAAUAGCAGGGUUAAGGGAGAUUCUGGCUAAACUAACUGAACAGGAUUCUUGCUGACGACAGGCCAGGGUGAUCAGACAUUAUAACCUGUGGGAUGAUGGAGAAUAAUGAAUCUUAUCAGAUAUUGAGGAUGGGGUGGGGGAUAUUCUUGCCAAACUGACUUAGUAGAGUUCUUUGCUAAAACUGGAUUUUAUGAAGAACUAUACAGAUGAGCCUGGGAGAAGGUACAGAAGUCUAACUAAAGUUUGGCCAAGCAAAGAAUCUUAUCAAGAGACUUUUAAAAAAUGUGAAAAUUACAAGGCAUCCACAUAAAAUGUCAAAUUAUUUAACAUUUUUUGGCCUUAGAAGUAACAUUUCACAGGCUGGAGAGCACCAAGGACAGGUUGGUGAAAGCUAUAGAAUAUUCCAAAUGAACUAGAGAGUUCACCAAGGUAUUGAAAAAAUAAAUAUAUUUCAUAAGGCUACAGCUACCGUAGAUAGUGAUUCCUCUGAUGGAUCUUGGCAAAGUAAAUUAAAAGCCUUCUGGAAAAGAUUCACCAUUGUAGAUUUCAUCAAAAACAUUCAUAAUUCAUGGGAGGAGAUCGACAUACCAAUAUGAACAGGAGUUGGGAAAAGUCGGUUCCAACUCUCAUGGAUGACUUUGAGGGGUUCAAGACUUCAGGAGGAAGCAACUGCAAAUGCAAGGGAAAUAGCAAGAGAACGAGGUUUAGAAGAGAACCCUGAAGAUGCAACUGAAUUGCUGCAAUCUCAUAAUAUAACUUUAAUGAAUGAGGAGUUGCUUCUUCAGGAUGAGCAAAGAAAGUGAAGAUGCCAUGAACGUUGUUGAAAUGACAACAAAGGAUUUAGAAUAUUACAUAAGCUGAACUGAUAAAGCAGUGGCAAAGUUUGAGAGGAUUCUCUCCAAUGUUGCAAGAAGUUCUGCAGAGGGUAAAAUACUAUCAAACAGCAUUGCAUGCUAUACAGAAAUCUUUCAGGAAUGAAAAAGUCUAUUGAUGUAGCAAACUUCAUUGUUGUCUUAAUUUAAGAAACUACCAUAGCGACCCAAACCUUCAGCAACCAUUACCCUAGUUAGCAACCAUCAAAAAAAAAAAAAAAAAAAAAAAAAGGGAGGUUCAUUCUCAUGUGUUUGUUUACAAAGCAAAGAAAUACCUUUCGCUUCCCAACAUGGCGCAGUCGAUUAACAUCACGGAGCUGAAUCUGUCGCAGCUAGAAAUACUCAAAAACCAGCUGGACCAGGAAGUGGAGUUCUUGUCCAUGUCUAUUGCCCAGCUCAAAGUGGUACAGACCAAGUAUGUGGAAGCCAAGUACUGUCUGAAUGUGCUGAACAAGAGCACUGAGGGGAAAGAAUUACUCGUCCCACUGACAAGUUCUAUGUAUGUCCCUGGGAAGCUGCAUGAUGUGGAGCAUGUGCUCAUCGAUGUGGGAACUGGGUACUAUGUAGAGAAGACAGCUGAGGAUGCCAAGGACUUCUUCAAGAGGAAGAUAGAUUUUCUAACCAAGCAGAUGGAGAAUAUCCAACCAGCUCUCGAGGAGAAGCAUGCCAUGAAACAGGCUGUCGUGGAAAUGAUGAGCCAGAAGAUUCAGCAGCUCACAGCCCUGGGGCAGCUUAGGCUACUGCUAAGUCCUGAGAGUUUUUGCAGAAAUGGGGCAGAGGGACACCCUUUGGGCGUGGCUUCCUGGUGCUGGAAAGGGUCUUGUGUUUAAUGCCAAUAAAUGUGCCAGCUGGGCAGAAGGAAAAAAAAA